AUGUCUCGUCCGCCGAAAGUCCUUAUUAUUGGCUGCGGCGUUGCUGGCCCAGUUCUAUCAAUACUUCUCAGAGAUAAAGGUUACCAACCAGUCGUAUAUGAGAAGGUCAAGGUACUGGCAGAAGCUGGCGGAUCACUGAUGCUGAAUCCAAAUGGAAUGAAAGUCUUGAACAUGGUCCGAAGAAUCGAUGAUCUGUUAGAAGGAACCGCGACACUCCCAAUAUCCGACUUCUGGCAUGGAACAGAUACAGGCGAGACACUGGCUCACAAUAGCCUCGGAGCAGAGUUUGUAGGCAAAUACAGCCAGCCUUCAGUGGGUAUCAAACGAACGACUAUCAAUCUCCGGUUGAAGAAGAUGCUUCUAGACGGAGGUAGCGAGCUCCACGAAGGAUACGAGCUUAUCAACAUCGAAGAAGGUUCCGACUCUGUUACUGCGCAUUUUAGCAAUGGAGAAUCUGCGACAGGUGCAUUUCUUAUUGGUUGUGAUGGUAUCAAGGCAGCAUCACGACGCAUUUUCCUCAAGAAAGCCGGGAAAGAUGAAGGACCACCAACUUUCACUGGUUUGACUCAAACCGGUGGAAUCUCGAAAACCCCAAAAACACUUGCCAAGAACCCUGGAACAUUGUAUAACUGGUACGGAGCCGGUGUACAUGUUGUCGCCUAUCCAAUUUCAACAACACAUACCUCGUGGGCAGUCACUUUACCGCAAGCAAGUGAGCAGCCUGAAACAUGGGAGCUAGCCAGUGGGGAGGAACUCGCAGAUCGACAAAGGAUGCUGGAGGCUAAAUUGAAAGGGUUCGAGCCAGUCGUGUUGGAGUUGGUGAAGGAUGUAGAGCGAAUUAUAUCCUUUGGCCUGUUCGAUCGUGUCACGUUAGACAAGGAGGAUUGGUUCUCAAAGCGCUGUGUGCUGGUUGGUGAUGCGGCGCAUCCUACAAGUCCCCAUUUAGGACAGGGUGCGAACCAGGCUCUAGAAGAUUGUUAUCACCUUAGCUGUCUUCUCCCUCAAGUGAAAAAUGAUGCAAAAUUUGAUGACUACGCAGUCCUGUCAAAGAUUUUCGAAGAGUUUGCAGGGAUUCGACAACCGCGUACCUCGACCCUUGUGAAAGGUGCUCGAAAGAUGGGAGAAGACAGAGUGGUGACUGGAGGUUUGGAGCUUUGUCGGCAGCGCGAUGCCCAGAUUGCUGUCCAUUUUGGAGACCUUGAGGCAUUAAAGAAAUCCUUUGAUGGCUUGUAUAGCAAGCCUUUCUAA
Penicillium angulare is the source of this 1248-nucleotide messenger RNA. Its product is annotated as FAD-dependent oxidoreductase. The transcript has 2 exons. Gene Ontology annotation, molecular function: FAD binding; monooxygenase activity. The record is from RefSeq and is a predicted model, not a curated record. Bases 1 to 1248 code for a protein of 415 amino acids. NCBI's taxonomy places the organism in Eukaryota, Fungi, Ascomycota, Eurotiomycetes, Eurotiales, Aspergillaceae.